AUGUCGUCAAACCAGCUCGGCUCGGCCGAUAGGAAAGAACAGGCUCGCCAGCGCGAGAUUGAGGGGAUGCGAGACUUUGCGCGCCAGGUCACAGCGCGCCUCUCGAGGCUGAUUCAGGCCGGUUAUAAUUCAAGCCACGGCACGGAGGAGAACCCGAUCGUACUUGACGACAGUGAUGACGAUAAGGCCGUCUCGACCCACAGCGCCCGCGCAGACAACCUCGAGCCCGACGAGCUCCCGUCCACCACAUCCGCCUUGGACGGUGAGGGCCCGCCGCCAUCCGACGGCUUUUGGCCCUUGUCGCCCUACGAGCAGUACCAGAACGAUCCGCAGUUUCCCUGCCUGAGAUCUAACCUGCGCCGCAUGCCACUGCCGGACAGUGUGCCCUCGGUGCCUGUUCGCGCACCGGCGGGGCCGACAGAGAUGCACUUCGUCUACGCCGACGAACAGGACGAGUACCUCGCGCAGUGCCCAGCGAACACGGACUUCAGCCAGGUCGUCUUCAUGCCCACCAACGCCAACGGCUCCGCACCCGGCAGCAGCAACAACAACAUGAAGAACAAGGAGGACGACGAAGACAAGAAGAAGGGGAAGAAGGAUAACGGCGACGCCGACAACGCCGCCGACACAAAGAUGAGCGACCGCGACGAGAUCGACGGCGUCUACGACAUCGACGGCAACCACAUCGCCAUCGCACAGGACCUCUUCCCCCCACCCAUCGAAUCCCCAUCCAGCACCGGCGCCGACGACGGCAGCUUCGCCUCCACGCCGCCGCCGACCCCUCCGUCCACCGGCCGCUCGCCCCACCACCACCUCGGCCCCUCGGAAGCCGAACACUUCCAAAACCUCUUCAUCGCAAAGGGCCUGGCGCUCCGCGCCCGCGACGAAGCCUCGGCUUCCACCUCGACCCCGGCCUCGGCCUCGGCCUCGUCCUUCCCCGCCGCCCUCCAGCGUCCCCAUCUCCGCCCCCAUCAUCUUCCUCUCCCACCCCCUCCCACCGGCACCGGCACCGGCACCGCGUCCCCUCGCCACCUGCCUCGCUCCCUGCAACAGCAGCUCCUGCCGCCGCACCUGCUGCUCCCGCACCUCGACGACGAAGACGACUCGGUGCGCAGCCACUACGCGCAGUGCGAGGUGUGCCGCGGCAUUAGGCGGCGGGCGGUGCCGGACGGGCACGAGUAUUGGAAGGGGUUGAUGGAAGGGGUGCGGGUGGGGGGCACGGAGAGGGUGGCGCGGGAGAGGGAGGGGGCGGUGACGAGGUCGGUGAGGAGGGCUUGGGAGGAGGAUAUGAAGGAGGAGGAGGAGGACAAGAAGAAGGAUAGGAAGGGGGAGAAAUUGGAGGAGUAA
Messenger RNA from Diplodia corticola, 1347 nucleotides. RefSeq names its product cytochrome p450. Bases 1 to 1347 code for a protein of 448 amino acids. The transcript has 2 exons. The record is from RefSeq and is a predicted model, not a curated record. Lineage: Eukaryota; Fungi; Ascomycota; Dothideomycetes; Botryosphaeriales; Botryosphaeriaceae.